ACCGCGCGCAGUGAAAAACGUCUAAGGGGCGGAAACGAUGCUAAAAACAUUAGCGACUCUCGGGGUUUUGUGGUAGUGUUUUGACGCCUAGUUUCUAAUAGACACGGACUAAAAUCGUGUUUUUGGACGCUCGGGUAUCCGUUCACACAGCGUGUGACUAAAAGAAGGCGUUAAACGUGUUAAUUACGUGUUGUUCUGGUGGCUCGUUAGCUAACAAGCUAGCUAGCUGUUUGGAUCUCCAAGUGCAGGUCAUCCAAAAUGGAUGACAGUAAGAUGGUUAGCGGAAAGGUGAAGAAACCGGGCAAGCGUGGGCGAAAGCCAGCUAAGAUCGACCUGAAGGCGAAGCUGGAACGCAGCAGGCAGAGCGCGCGAGAAUGUCGAGCCAGGAAGAAGCUACGUUACCAGUACCUGGAGGAGCUGGUGUCCAGCAAAGAGAGAGCCAUCUGUGCCCUGAGAGAAGAACUAGAGAUGUACAAGCAGUGGUGCAUUGCCAUGGACCAGGGAAAAAUCCCGUCUGAAAUCAAAGCUCUCCUAACCGGAGAUGAUCAGAAAGGCUCACAAAGCAGCAGCGCCACCAAAACCCCCCAAAACGGCAAAUACAACUCAUCAGGCAUCAGCCAGAGCAAGUCGACUUAGAUUCCAUUUAAAGACUUGUGUUAGAAUAUACAGUCCAGCUCGCUGCAGGCAUGGAGGAGGUGAUUAAUGUAGAGCUGCACAGACUGGUGUAUAUGAAGGAUGAAGGAACAGAGCAACAGUCACACAGGGGCAGUACAAACAGGGGCUUAUUGAGGUUUUGUUGGAGGAAUCUGGCUAACAAACACUAAAACACUUCAACUCCACAGUAUUCACCUGAUAACGAACAUCGUUAUUUUCUUACCGUCUCCGAAUUCGAAUCUUGUAGAAGUGAAAGGCAAAGGCGAGGCAGGUCAGAAAGCGAAUGUAGAGAGAAGGCACUGGUCUAAGCACUGCUCUAAGCACUUUAACGAAUUUUUUUGAAGAUUUUGCAGAGCACUGGGUUAAAGUUCUUCAUUCUUUUGCGUGAAGCCAAGUUAUUUCGUACGUGUGUAUUUCCUACUGAAAGAUAACGCACUUUCCUCUUUAUCCAUCCACAUCUGUAAAGCGUGGAUGUUUUAGUCACUAUAAGCGUCUGAUCUGUCAUCUGUCUACUGUCUGUACAUUUUAUCAUCAGAUACUCAGAUGUCUGUAUUACAUUAACACCUUUAGUGAUAUGUUGUACCAUUAGUACAACAUAUCACUUACACUUCUGCUUUCUCGUUUUAUUUCUGUCUCUCUCUCUCUCUCUCUCUCUCUCUAUCUAUCUAUCUAUCUCUCUGUGUUACAAUCUACAUUAAAUAUUAGUGUGUAUGUAAGAAAACGUUUCAGAAUAAGUUCUCAUUAGAAUGCGUACAGAAUAAAGAAUGUCGUGCGAUCUUAAUUUGUCAGUUAACUAAACCGAUGUUUUUAUUUUUGUUUAAGUAGGCAUAUUCCACCCAGAUCAUACAGAAAGAAAGAAUUAGUUCAUGAAUAAACUCUUUGUACAAAACCAAAACCAAGAAACAGUAGCUCGGAUGUACCGAUUAAAGUAUUUUGGACACCAUGAAUAAUUUGAGCUGAUGUUUAUUUAAACAAUAAAAAAAAAACAAAAAAACUGUUCAGAUCGAUCAUAAUGUUCUGUAGAACAGUGACGCAUUUUUUUUUCUCCAUUUCUUGCCUGUCCAUUUCCAUUAAUGUCAUUAUUUUGCACAGAAAUAUAUGGAUAUUUUUAUAUUUAUGUAUAAAGUAUGUAUAGAACUGUUGGCAAAAGCUGAAACUAUUUGUCUAUGUAACAAAAAAUAUGUAUAAUAAAGAUGUGCAAUUG
Molecule: messenger RNA, 1858 nt
Organism: Tachysurus fulvidraco (yellow catfish)
Lineage: Eukaryota; Metazoa; Chordata; Actinopteri; Siluriformes; Bagridae
Gene: crebl2
Product: cAMP responsive element binding protein-like 2
Biological process (GO): regulation of DNA-templated transcription
Cellular component (GO): nucleus
Molecular function (GO): DNA-binding transcription factor activity
Source: RefSeq, a predicted model, not a curated record